UUCUUAUUUUCCAUUUUCCUGUUUUUCUCAGAUCAUCAUGGCAUCGCGUCGCUCGCUUUUCGGCAACGACGACGGUGGUGGCAGCGACGGCAUUCGUCGGUCGCCACGCUUUAGCAACGGCAGCGAUGAGAGCGGCCCUCGCGGUGGUCGUGGCGGCUUCAGCAGUGGUGGUCGCGGCGGUGGUGGUCGGGGUGGCUUCAGUGCUCGUGGCGGUGGCUUCAGCAGUGGUCGCGGCGGGUACGGCAGCCGCUCCGACAGCUACGACAGAGGCCAUGACGGCGAUCGUGGCAGCAGUGUGGGUCGCGGGCGUGGACGCGGCGGCAAUGGCAGUGGCUUUGGUGGCCGUGGCCGUGGCGGGGCGGCUCCUCGUGGUGCAAGCAGCAGCGGUCGCUGGGACGGCCAAGGUCAGCAGCCGCCACCGCCGCCGCCGCCGCAGCAGCAGCAGCAGCACUCGAUGGCCGGUCGCAGCCAUCAUCAGCGCAGCAGUCACAGCGGCAAUCACGGCAGCGGUGGCUCUGGCGCUGGUGACCACGACGACGGCGACGACGACGGCCACGCAUCUGGUUCCAACGCGUCGGCCUCGUCCGCCUCGCCCAGCAGCAACAGCAAUAGCAACAGCAACAAUAACAACUACAGUCGUCUGAUUAUCAAGAAUCUGCCAAAGCACUUGACCGAGGCGCGACUUCGCGAGCACUUUGGCCGGAUGCCGCUGUCCCGCGUGUCUGCCAGCCACAGUCACAGUGGCAGUGCAGGAGGUGCAGGAGGUGCAGGCGAAGACGAUCUGCUCAGCGGACGCAGUCACCAAGACAAUGACGAUUCCACCAACAGCUGGCUCACGGGUGGCUCUGGCACUGGCAAUGGCAAUGGCAAUGGCAAUGGUGGAACGGUGCUCGAGGCAAUCACCGACGUCAAGCUCGCAAAGACCGAGGACGGCCUGUUCCGCCGCUUUGGCUUCAUUGGAUUCAAGACACCUCAGGCUGCGCAGGCUGCGGAAGCGUACUUCCAUCGCACGUUCAUCGACACGUCCAGGAUUGAAGUCUACCCGGCAAAGGCGAUCGGCGACGCAGACAUCCCACGGCCGUGGUCGAGGUACUCGGCGGGUUCGUCCGCGUUUGAGCGCAGGCAGCAGGAGCACCAGGUCAUUCUGGCAGACCGCAAGACGGAGGACGAGAAGGCGCGCAAGCUGCAGGAGGCAAAGGCCAAGGCGUCCAAGGAGGCGGCCAACACUUCGUCCCUCUUGCAACAGCUGUACAACGUCGACGACGAUCCAGAGCUCAACGAGUUUCUCGGGGUUGUGGCACCGCGUUCUCAGGCCAAGACGUGGGCCAACGAUGACACGUCCGCACCGACCAGCGCCGCGUCCAAAAAGGCCAGCAGCAAGGCCAAGGCCAAGGCCAAGCAGGCCCAAGGCGAGGACGCUGCUGCUGCUGCUGAUCAGAAAACGCGCGUCGCAAAGUCCACCAUUGCUGCCGUCCAGGCAAAGCGCCCUGGCGGCGAAGGCGUGCUGUACACAAAGACCCACUUGGUGUUCGGCGACGAUCAAAGCGACGACGAGAACGGCAACGACGAUGACGAUGACGACUACCAGGAUUUGCCUGCCGCGUCGAAAGCCAAGUCAGGUCCCUCCUCCGAAGCAAUGGUGCAAGACGAUGACGGCGAUGACGAGCAAGCUGAGGAUGACGACGAGAAUGUGGAGCAGCGACCCAAGCAGCAGCAGCAGAGCAAGCCGACAACAACGACAACGACAACUCCCACAGCCCCCACCGCAACAGCGACACAACCCGCUGCCGACAAACGCGCAUCCAAGUAUCCUGUGGUCUCGGCCGCUGAGGGUAGUGUGUCGAUCGCCGAGUCGGGUCGGCUCUUUGUGCGCAAUCUGCCGUAUACCUGCACCGAGGACGAUUUGAUUGCUCUCUUUUCCAAGUUCGGUCAGCUGGCUGAGGUGCACAUGCCCAUCGACAAGGAAACAAAGAAACCGACAGGCUUUGCCUUUGUGCUCUUCCUCAUGCCCGAGCAUGCCGUGACGGCAUUCCGCGCACUCGAUGGUAGCACCUUCCAAGGCCGCCUGUUGCACCUGCUGCCUGCAAAGGCCAAUGCGUCUGAGGACGAAGAUGCAGACAUGUCUGCAAGCAAGCCGCGCGAGGGCGAGGAUGCGUCAGAUUACCGAAAACGCAAGCAGCAGCGACUCAAAUCCACCAUCUCGGCUGACUUUAACUGGAACACGUUGUUCAUUGGCAACAACACUGUUGCGGACGCCAUCUCGUCCAAGUAUGGCAUUUCCAAGUCUGAUUUGCUCGACCCCGAAGCGGCUAGCUUGCCCGUUCGUAUGGCGCUCGCCGAAACACAAAUCCUCUCCGAGACCAAGACCUUCCUCGAAGAGCAAGGUAUUCAUCUCGACGGCAAGGUGAAUGGCGUUGACGCGGCUGGCGAAGGCAACCGCGGCGUCCUGACAUCUGCACAAAAGAAACUCGAGCAAGAACGCAGUCGAACUGUGAUUCUCGUCAAGAACAUUCCCUUUUCUGCCACUGAAGACGAGCUGCGGCCUCUGUUUGCCAAGCAUGGCGAGUUGAAGCGAUUCGCCCUGCCAUCGACACGCGCGUUGGCUGUCGUUGAGUUUGCGCAACCUUCCGAAGCGCGCUCGGCCUUCCGCAAUCUGGCCUACUCCAAGUUCAAGCAGGUGCCAAUCUAUCUCGAAUGGGCGCCCGUGUCGACAGUGCUGAGCGCCCCAACAAAGGCUGCUGCGCAAACAACCACAGACUCAACAGCGCCGAUGCAAGUUGAGGCUGCCCCUUCUGCGAAAGCCGCGCUCAAGGCCGCAGCGAAGGCAAAGGCCGAUGCUGCUGCUGCCGCCGCCGCUGCUCGCGUGGUCUCGCACACGAGCUCUGGUCCAGGUGAACAGCGCACCUUGUUUGUGAAAAAUCUCAACUUUGACACCUCCGACGCCAGCCUCAAGGACUUUUUCGCGCAAGUCGCGCCAGUCGUCACGGCAACCGUUGCCCGCAAGCGAGACAUGGCCCGCCCCGGCGAGCACUUGUCAAUGGGCUAUGGAUUUGUCGAAUUGCAAUCGCGAGAACAGGCCCUCGAGUGCCUCAAGCGCCUGCAGGGCAAAGAGUUGGAAGACCACGCUCUUGAGCUCAAGUUGUCCGAGCGCGUCAGUGCCGCACCCGUCACACGCUCCAAGCGCUCGGCCGCAUCUGCAGCUGAAGCCGAAGUUCCCGAAAGCACCAAACUGAUUGUUCGCAAUGUUCCGUUCGAAGCCACGCGCAAAGAACUGUUUGACGUCUUUAGUCCGUUCGGUCAGCUGAAGAGUGUGCGCUUGCCACAAAAGCCGGGUGGCCAACAUCGCGGUUUUGCCUUUAUCGAAUUCCUCACCAAGGAGGAAGCCAAGAAGGCGUUCGAAUCCCUCAAAGCCACUCACUUCUAUGGGCGUCAUUUGGUUCUCGAAUGGGCCGCCGAAGACGCUAGCGUUGAGCAGAUGCGCGAAAAGACGGCCGCUCGCUUCAAGAGUAUGACCAAUGCCAACAAGCGAAUCCGUCUGACAGAUGCUGAUCUUGAAAAAUCGGUUUCCGACGACUAAAGCUUUGUUGUUUUUCGAUGCCGAUUUGUUUCAGUCUAAUUCUCAUCCUGCCACCAAUACAUUUUUAUGCUCUCCA
Molecule: messenger RNA, 3653 nt
Organism: Capsaspora owczarzaki ATCC 30864
Lineage: Eukaryota; Filasterea; Ministeriida; Capsasporidae
Product: RNA binding domain-containing protein
Exons: 4
Coding region: 38-3577 (1179 amino acids)
Molecular function (GO): RNA binding
Source: RefSeq, a predicted model, not a curated record